CUCCUCUGAAGUCGGGCAAUAAGAACCAGUCAUAUAAUCAGACAGUGACAAAACAGCAGGUAAAACCGGACCACUUGGAUGAGUGGCUGGGUGCCAGGUGUCGUCAAAGUCCAUUGAAUGGAUGCUGAUUCCAUUGAGCUAUAAACCUGACGUCGAAUUUGUUGCUGAUGUAAUCAUGAUUGGGAAGGAGGAGGAGGAUGACGAUGAUGAUAAUGACAAUGACAAUGUUGAUGAUGAAGACGAUGUUGAUGACGAUGAUGAUGACGACAACAACAACAACAAUGACGACCUAGAUGAUAAAGAUGAUGAUGCGGAUGAUGAUGAUGAUGAUGAUAAUGAUGAUGAUGAUAAUGGCGACGACGACGAUGAUGACGUUGAUAAUAAUGAUUAUGAUAAUGAUGAUGAUGAUGGCGACGACAAUGAUGAUGAUAAUGAUGUUCAUGGUGAUGAUACUAUAUUUUGAAUGAAGAACUUGUAGUGAAUAAAUCCUUAUAU
Octopus bimaculoides (California two-spot octopus) is the source of this 495-nucleotide messenger RNA. Its product is annotated as phytanoyl-CoA dioxygenase domain-containing protein 1 homolog. The record is from RefSeq and is a predicted model, not a curated record. Lineage: Eukaryota; Metazoa; Mollusca; Cephalopoda; Octopoda; Octopodidae.